This is a messenger RNA of Amphimedon queenslandica, 435 nucleotides long. RefSeq names its product phosphatidylinositol 4,5-bisphosphate 3-kinase catalytic subunit delta isoform-like. The transcript has 4 exons. Bases 103 to 435 code for a protein of 110 amino acids. The record is from RefSeq and is a predicted model, not a curated record. NCBI's taxonomy places the organism in Eukaryota, Metazoa, Porifera, Demospongiae, Haplosclerida, Niphatidae.
UAUUAUAUCCUAUAACAAUAUUAAGAAUAAUAAGUUCUGUGGUACUUUGUGGUGAUAAUGUUUAUUAUCUUUUAGGAUAAGAAGGAAAAGGCUAGGGAUACAAUGCAGCAAGUGUUGGCACAACAAAGCUACAAACAAGUUCUCAAUAACUGUGUAUCAACACUGGAUCCUAAACUCACCUUAGGAGGAUUAAAAGAUCGUGAGUGUCGUUUCUAUGACUCCAAGAUGAGGCCACUACUCAUGGUCUAUGAGAAUCCAGACACCUCUGCUUCCCCUGGUGACAUCAGAGUUAUCUUCAAAAAUGGAGAUGUCUGUGGUAUUGAGGAAUAUUUGAUUGGAGAUUAUGCACUCAUUCAAUUCAAGGUACAUCUACAUCCUGAGGUAGAACAUGAGAGUGAUCUUUCUCCAGACCUGGAACUGGAAGUAGUAGAGUAG